ACACGAACAACAACAACAACGAUAGCACCAGCAUCACCACGACCACUACCAGCACAAAGAUCAAUCUGCCAAUGCUGCUCGUCACGUGCCGGGCACUACGACGACUGACGCUGACACAUAUCGAACUCUCUGACGAAACAUUGUGCGGACCGAUCCAGUCACCCAUUGAACGAUUGGAGCUCCAUCAAGUAACGCUGACAUCGGAGAAUAUCAACAAUGUUCUCAAAUACUGCAUGCAUCUGACAAGUUUUACCGCGAGAAAAUGCUAUUGGCGAAUCACCUCCAUGAAAGCAGUGAUCGGCGUUCAACUGCAGCUUCCACCACGCCAUUUUCAUUCGGUUCAGAUGGACGACCAACGCAUUAUUUGGAUGAUCUCGACAUAUACAAUCACAUGGGAGCCAAUCCAAGAAUACGGCUUGUUUGCUGCUCAACAUCAGCAUCAUGUCAACAAUAGUACGGUGGGUCAUCGCCGAUGGUUACGCAUCAUGACCAGCUUGGAGCAAGAGACAAAGCUUGUUAAACGACAACCGCAACCUGUCACAAUAAGCAAACUUGUCGAAUUGCCACCUGGUAGUAUGGAGCCAUUACUACAGACAUCGUACGAUGACGUCUUGAGGAUGCACACAGCUACGAACGACUCUUCCACUACCACUACUGCUGCUGCUGCUAUUAAUGAUCAUAGCAGCUGUAUAGCCAAGCGAGGUGGAUUUAUGAUGAUAUCAUUUACGAAUAUCAAACAUAUCGCCCUCAAUGGCCUCGCUGUACAAAGUUAACGACAACUUUCCUCCAAUUCCCCUUUUACAUUAACUCCUCCAUCAGUUACAUAGCAUGCUGCUGUUGAUUUUGCUGCAUCUUGGUUAAUUUGUCGCACAGAAACAGGU
Messenger RNA from Zychaea mexicana, 881 nucleotides. RefSeq lists its product as uncharacterized. NCBI's taxonomy places the organism in Eukaryota, Fungi, Mucoromycota, Mucoromycetes, Mucorales, Lichtheimiaceae. The transcript has 2 exons. The record is from RefSeq and is a predicted model, not a curated record. The coding region runs from base 72 to 773 and encodes 233 amino acids.